AUGGCUGAGCUCUCGAACGGAAAGUCGCUCCCAGGGGCGGAGCCGGGCCUGUCGUCGGGCUCCGCGAAGCUUCCCACGAAAGACCCGUUCGCGGCGGAAAGCGAACAGAAACCUGAACCCGAGGCGCCGCAUCCAGAUGGAGACCUUCGGCAAUGUGGUGCAGCCGUUCCGUCGCCGAGAUUUGACGACGGAGGACGCAACCGCGGCGACACACUCGACUCAGAGAGGAGCGCUACAUCGAAGAGGCAGGACGAGCUUCCUGUCUGCCGACGCGAAUGCUGUGUGGAGGCGGCAGCAGAUCUGCGGGUCGACGUGGAACGCGCGGCCGGACGCGGCAGCCUGUCAUCUGUCCUGCCGCCUUCGCAAGCCACCGACCCGGCCGCUGAGAGGAAGACAGCCGCGGCUUGGUCAGAGCCCAUACAAAGUCCGCCGCACGAAGGCCAGCCGCGGCACCCUCGAUGCCAUUUGAUUCUAUACGCACAAGGCUCCGACAGACCAGGGGUGUCCUUGCAGUUUGCCAGAUGGCUCGCCGCGGAGGGAUACGAUGACGAAGAACCGGAGACGCAGCAGGGGACUGACUGGGGCGUGCAGCUCGUCGACGUGCGCCAGAUCAAAGUCGGCACCAUGUGCUGUCUGUACUACCAUGUCAAGCUGAACCAGCAUGUGGCGAUGGAGGUGCUGAAGGCGUGCCUGUUCACCGCUGCGCAAGUUCACUACGAGCUGGACUACCAGUUGCUUCCUUCGCAUCCUAAGCGGUCUGCAUCGUCGUUCGGUUUUUCGUCUUUUUCGCGGCUGCCCGCCUCUCCGUCUGGCUACCUGUGCUACUCUCCCUCGCCGUCUGCGGGCUCGGUCCGCGGCCCCUUGGCGGCGGAGGAAGAGCGCGAGGAAGUCGAGGAGCUGCGGGGCCAGCAGCUUAAGGAUCGUUCUCUCUCUCCGUUGGUGCCGUCCUUGCAUGCCGCCCCCCUGCGGCCCUUUUCGACUUCCAGCCAGGCGUCAUCCCCCUUGGCUGCCUCCCGGCAGCGUGCCGGCGCGCCGAGCGAAAAGGCAUCCGCGCGGGACCGCCCCGACGCGUCGCCGCCGCCGUCCCAGGCGCAACCGCACGCUGUGCGGAGAGACCCCGGAGGCUCCCCCGCCGCGCUGUCGGGCAAACACAUUCGCGAGGCUGUGCAUGCAGCCGCUGCGAUGGCGGCGGAGGCGGCGGCUGGGGCUGCCGCCGCCGCGGCUGCCGCCGCAGAAGCCGCCGCCGCGGCCGAGCGUGCGGGCGGCGAUGAGAUCGCGGAGGCCUCCGCGAAAGCCGCGAUCGCCGCGCAGGCCGCCGCGGAGGCAGAAGCCAAGGCUGCGGCGGCUGAGGCGGCUGCUGCGCACGCCAUGGAGGGGACUUCUGAGGAUGAGAGCGAACCCUCGCGCCAGCGGCCGUGCGGCGCCGGCAGCGACGCCGGCGCGGGGGGAGGCAGGGCGGAAGGCGAGGAGCUGGAGGACGAGCCUGAGGCCUUCGAGGACAGGCGCGACCGCCUCAUUCUGCUAGGUCACCCCUGGAGAUUCGCCAGCACCAGUAGCAGCGGCAGCGGCAGCACCUGCACACAGCGCAGCAGCACCGACAGCGAAAACAGUGGCAGGACGGAGAAGCGACUGCCAGGCGCAGAUGUGGCUCCAAAGGGCGGUCACGCGUCUCUCGGGGACGUCUCGCCGAGGGCGCCGCGUGCCUCACAGGCUGCAGAGGGAGAGGCAGAGGUCGCGCGAAGCAAGGCGGCGCGCGACGGGGACUGUCGGCUUGAGAGACGCCAGGAGGGCGGAGGAGGGCGCGCGAGCCCAAGCGGCGCCGCGGCCGCUUCCGGGUCGCUUGACCGCAGCGGAAACGCCUCAGGGCCAGAGAGCCCGGCCGCCCCCGCGGACGCGAGGCGAGAAGAGGCGGGCGCGAGCCCGAAGCGAGAGGACGACAGACCCCCUCCAGGCGGCAGCUGGACAGGCCUCGGAUUCCCCCGAUGGAGCAACGUCGUCGUCCUGCAUGUGCUUCAGAGCCGCCCGGUGCUUGCAGCCGCCCUGCUGUCUGACCUCCUGGCCGCGCUGCUGAGGGCGAAAGCCACAGUGCAGAGCAUGGGCCUCGAGAGCGUCGACCUGCCGAGUGGCGGGCCUGGCGAGCGGGUGCAAAGCGUAGAAAUCAAGGUCAAGUUUCCCGCGGUGACUCUUCCGCUGGCGACUAAAGUCCUCCGGGACAAACCUGCGAUCAAGGCGCUGGAGGACGAGCUCAAGACCAUCUGCAGCAGGCAUGAGGCCCUGAUGCUUCUCAGAUGGGAUGACUUUGCUCUGAAGCGGAAGUGUAAUUCGCUGGUGGUCUUUGGGCUGAACGAAGUUCUCGUGGAGCAGGACGUGAUUGACGCGAUGCUGCAGUGUAACGACACCCAGAUCGACCUUGAGAAGUUCUCGCAGGCGAUUCUGAAGGAACACGGCGGUGUCGCCAGCAAGGAGCGCGUCUACAUGCGCAAGCUGACCAAGCUCGAGGGCGCCCACGCUGUUGAACUCAUCACGAAGGUUCUUCCGCAUUUGAGCAUCACGCGCGGAGCUUUCUUUCUCAUGUUUGUCCUAAAGAAGCUUGGCGUACGUACAGCGCUUAUGACGCACAGCUGUCAAGAGGUCGCGAACUGCGUCGGACGUCUCCUUGGGGUCGACUACGUCCUCUCCAACCAUUUCGAGAUUCGCGACGGCCUGCUCACGGGGCGCGUCGUCGGCGGAAGUUCCUCCAGCGAGGUGGCGACCAGCCACAUGCUUGAUCCGCUGAGGAAAAUGGAUUGGCUGCAGCUGCUCCGCGACAAAGAGCGCCUCGAACGCGACGCCCUCUUCGUCCUCGCCAACUAUGAGACGUUUGACUUUCUUCACGGCGCGGCCGGCUUCUGUUGCUUCUUCAACGCGAGACGCAAUCGGGAUAUCUCCAAAUUCCUUCUUCUGCUCGGAAUGAAAGAUCGCCAUCUGCAGGAGUUCCACACGCAGUUCGUCGCCUCGUCGGCCGCGGCGGCUCUCGAGGCGGCGUAUCCUCUGGGCCUCACGGCGCUCGUUCAGAAGCACCAGGUGGCCUUGAUGGCGCAGCUCCUUCAUCCGUCGCUGGUGCCUGCGGCGCGCGACAGCGCUGCGGCGGAGGCCGCGAACGGCCGGCUGCUGUCCCCCGGUCCCGUUCUCCAGUCGGCGCUGGAGCCGCCUCCACAGGCGCUGUGCGCGCUGAAGAACUCCGCGUUGCCGAAUGCGGCGGCGUCUGUCGAGGCCGAGGCGCAGCGGACGACCCCCCACCACGAGGCGGGCGACAGCGCAGGAUACUCCGACGGUGCGCUGCAGGCGCAGGCUCGCGCGGGUGACGCGACGCCCAGGAGCGGGGCGGGGAGAGGCUACAGCGGCGAUAAAGAAGGCUUGCCGCGGCGGGGGGGCGGCAAGCUCGCCAGCGAGAGCGCCGCGAAAACGCCGCGCGACGACGGAACCCAGCAGGCGCCUGAGCGCGCAGGCGGGUCGCCAGCGACCACGUUUGCGUGCGUGAAGGGGCUGAAGAACGGCUCCACGCCCUCGUUCGGUGCCUCGAUGUCGUCUUCAGUUUCGCCGCCAUCUUCGCGGGCCUUCGUGCCUUCGCAGGCCGUCGCGAAGGCCGCCCACGCGCUCAGCCCCACAGAGCGCCUCACCAAGCUACCGCGGGAGGGCUUCGAAGACCGACCGCAGCUGCGCGCCGUCUCGUCUGUGUGCUCAAUUGCCAGCAGCUCUGGCGGCGGCGGCGCGAGCGACAGAAAAACCGAGAGAGCUGUCGUAUGCGUCUACGGCCAGGUGCGGAGUAACGACGCCACACCGCAACUCUGGAGAAUAAUUGAGGCGCUUCGGCCGUUCGAGCAAACGCGGAGUGGAGGCGGGAACUCGGGUGUAUGUACACCGGCGUCGGUGCGCGGCCUGAGCGGCGACAGGUCUUCCUGCGGCAUUGCAGCGAUGCAGCUCGUCAACCUGCAUCACCACAUUUGCCUCGGGCUGACGCUCUCCUGGACCAGUUCGCCUUCGAAGUCGCUUCUCACGACAAAUCGCCUGACGAGCUCGGGCAGCGGCCGCAGCGACUCCUUUUCUUCGCUGCCCUCGGCAGCCACGGCUGCCAACGUGGCCGCGGCCGCCGUGGCGACGCUGACGAACGGGAAUUUGCCUUCGGCCGGCGCGGGGUUCGCGUCGUGCGCCUCGCCCUUCUUUCCGCCCUUCUCGAGUUCCGCGCUCGCGGUGCCGACUGCGCUCUCCUCCGCGCCGUCGCCACUUCAGCACCUGUCGCCGGUCAAGGAGGUGCUGUUUGUCGCCUCCUGCCUCGGACUGAAGGCCUCCUUCAUUCCGCAGCUGCAGCCGAGCAGCGGACGCUUCCUUUUCCCCGACCCUCUCGCAGGCCUCGCCGGCUCCCCCGCCUCCUCUGCAUCCGCGUCCUCGGCGGCCUCGUCUGCGGCGGGGAUGGAGACCGGCUGCCGGCCUCGUGAGGGCGACGAGGGCGGCCAGAUGGCUGUCGGGGGCGAUUUGGCGGCGAGCGGCCCCGACCGAUCCUUUUACCUCGUCAUCAUGGAGGAGCCGUCGGUCUCGCCGCAGCUCCUCGUCCACAUCUUCACCAUGCUGUACGCGCACUUCAUCAACAUCGAAGAAAUCGACCGGCUGUCGAUGAAUGUGGCGAAAGCGAUCCGCCUGCGGAUGACGAUUGGGCCCUCCGUCGACGUGCAGCAGCUGAAGAAACAGAUGCUCUCUGUCUGCUCCGAUUUCGGCGCGGACGUCGCCCUGCAGGCCGAUGACAUCUCUCGCUAUUGCCUGCGCCUUGUGGUAUUCGACAUGGACUCCACGCUGGUGUGUGAAGAAGUGAUUGACGAGCUCGCCAGAGAGGCUGGAGUCAUGGAGGAGGUCGCGGCGAUCACGCACGCGGCCAUGGAGGGGCAAUUGGACUUCCACGCGAGUCUGAUAAAGCGCGUCAGCAUGCUAAAGGGCAUCAAGCGGUCUGCGCUGGACGCUGUGGCAGCACGUUUGACGCCGACCCCUGGCGCGGCCGCGCUCUGCCGCAUCUUGAGACAUUUAGGGUAUCGACUCGCGGUGAUCAGCGGUGGCUUCACGUACUUUGCCAGAAAGAUUAAGAAGCUCCUCGGGUUGCACCACGCCUUCGCAAAUCACCUCCAGAUCGACCCCGACACUGGAACCGUGACCGGCGAAGUGGAGGGCCCCGUUGUCACCGCCCAGAGGAAGGUCUCCCUCAUGCGCAUGCUUGCAGAGGUUGAGCAAGUCAACGUCGACCAAGUCAUCGCCGUCGGCGACGGCUCCAACGAUAUUCCCCUGCUUCUUCAUGCAGGCAUGGGUGUGGCAUUUUGCGCCAAAAAACGCGUUAAGGAGAACUCCAACUACCAGCUCAACCAGCGAAACCUCUUCCUCCUCGUUCAUCUUCUCGGCAUCAGUGAAAAGGCCGCGCUGCAGCUGGCGCAGGAGGAAGGCGUCCGCGUGGACUAG
Messenger RNA from Besnoitia besnoiti, 5478 nucleotides. RefSeq names its product phosphoserine phosphatase. The record is from RefSeq and is a predicted model, not a curated record. Gene Ontology annotation, cellular component: cytoplasm. The transcript has 21 exons. Gene Ontology annotation, molecular function: magnesium ion binding; L-phosphoserine phosphatase activity. Gene Ontology annotation, biological process: dephosphorylation; L-serine biosynthetic process. Bases 1 to 5478 code for a protein of 1825 amino acids. NCBI's taxonomy places the organism in Eukaryota, Apicomplexa, Conoidasida, Eucoccidiorida, Sarcocystidae.